Juglans microcarpa x Juglans regia is the source of this 2160-nucleotide messenger RNA. Its product is annotated as monooxygenase 2-like. The transcript has 7 exons. NCBI's taxonomy places the organism in Eukaryota, Viridiplantae, Streptophyta, Magnoliopsida, Fagales, Juglandaceae. The record is from RefSeq and is a predicted model, not a curated record. Bases 1 to 2127 code for a protein of 708 amino acids. Gene Ontology annotation, molecular function: FAD binding.
AUGGAUGUUUACAAUGCCUUUCUCCAUGGAGACCUUGAUAAGGACAUCUAUAUGCAAUUACCUCCAGGUUAUCACAUCAAGAGUAAGCAGAUUGAGGGGGAGAACUUGGUAUGCAAAUUAAAUAAGUCUCUCUAUGGACUUAAGCAAGCAUCUAGGCAAUGGUUCUCAAAGUUUUCAAAUUCACUCGCUGUCGUUGGAUUUCAUCAAUCAAAAUCUGACUAUUCUUUGUUCACUAAGGUUAGUCCCAAUGGAUUUAUAGCAUUCUUAGUCUAUGUAGAUGACAUCAUAGUUAGAAGUGACUGUCAAGAAGAAGUUGAUUCACUCAAAUCUUACCUUUACAGCAAGUUCAGAAUUAAGGACCUUGGACCCCUCAAGUAUUUCCUAGGAUUGGAAGUUGCUAGGUCCUCACUUGGAAUUAACCUUUGUCAAAGGAAGUACACCCUCGAGAUAUUAGAAGAUUCAUGUCUACUUGGCACAAAGACAGUUUCCACACCUAUUGAACUGAACCAUAAAUUGAGCCACGCCACAGAAGAAAUCCUCCAAGAUCCUACAACUUAUAGAAGACUCAUUGGAAGGUUAAUUUACUUACCCAUCACCAGACUCAACAUCACCUAUGCUAUAAGUGUUCUAAGCCAGUUCAUGGACAAACCCUCACAAUCUCAUAUGCACUCAGCCUAUAGGAUUCUCAAGUACCUUAAAGGAUCCAUAGGUCAAGGCAUUUUCUUGUCAUCCAAAUCAGCUUUACAUCUAAGGGCCUAUAGUGAUUCUGAUUGGGCUGCCUGCCUCGAGACAAGAAGAUCUGUCACAGGGUUUUACAGACAGAUCACAGACAGAGAGAGGGAAGAACAGGAUGUGGUGAUAGUGGGAGGAGGUAUAGCAGGUUUGGCAACAGCGGUAGCUUUGAAGAGAGUAGGGGUUGGAGCGUUGGUGCUAGAGAAAUCCGAAGGGUUAAGACCGACAGGUAUGUCCUUGGGUCUUACCCCAAAUGCUUGGCUUGCCCUUCAUGCCCUCAGCGUAGGCACCAAGCUCACCGCUACUUCUACCCCCGUCACUAAGACGAAGAUAACAAAUCUUGAUACUGGAGCAAUUCAGGAGGCCUAUUUCCCGGCAAAUUCUUUCAAGGGUCAACAUGGACUUAGAGUAGUACAUCGUAAAGCCUUACUGGAAGCUCUGGCAGAAGAAGUGCCAAUUGACUCCAUCCGUUUCUCUUCUAAGCUCAAGUCCAUUGAAAACCAAACACAAGAAGGCUCAUCAUUUGCGAUCAUUCAUAUGGAGGAUGGAGCUAGCAUCAAAGCAAAGGCUCUUAUAGGGUGUGAUGGGGUACACUCGGUUGUGGCAAGUUGGUUAGGACUCAGUGCGCCAGUCAACUCCGGCCGCAGGGCAGUGCGUGGAUUGGCUGUAUUUCCCGAUGGCCAUGGAUUGAACUAUGAAUUCCAACAAUUUGUAACAAUCGGCAAACGGGCUGGUUUCGCUCCUCUCAAUGAUAAGGAGAUCUACUGGUUUCUCGUCUGCAAAUUUUCCUCAAAAGGAGAAGAUCACAUCGCACAUGACCCCGAGAUGAUAAAAAGAGAAGUUACUGACAAUCUUGCCAAGGAUUUUCCCCCAAUGUACUUGAGGGUUGUAAAGCAUUCAGAUAUCUCUACUCUUACAGGGGCUCCACUGAUGUUUAGGUUUCCAUGGGACCUUGUUGGGAAUAAGUACCUGAUAUUCGGAAACUUGACCAAAGGGAAUGUUACGGUGGCAGGUGAUGCCAUGCAUCCUAUGACACCAGACCUAGGACAAGGUGGUUGCGCAGCAUUGGAAGAUGCCGUUGUUUUAGGCAGACACAUUGGGAACUCAAUUAUCCGAAACAAAAGACUUGUUGCUGGAGAUCCGUUGGCUGGAGCCUUGGUAAGAUAUACUAAGGAGAGGAGGUGGCGUGCCGCUACCUUGAUCACGGGCUCGUAUCUAUCAGGGUGGGUACAACAAGAUGGAUCUGGAUGGUGGAUGAAAUUCUUCAGGGAUGUGAUUUUCUAUAGGCUUCUCUUCACUAGAAUAUUUAAUUUUAUACAGUAUGAUUGUGGGGAGCUGCCCUGUGUUUCAUCAAAUUAUAGUCUUGAAUUAGAGAACCGAAGUAAGACCGAGUAGACAGAAUCCCAGCUUGUUGGGCUAUUUGUCCUA